Artibeus jamaicensis (Jamaican fruit-eating bat) is the source of this 3774-nucleotide messenger RNA. RefSeq names its product deltex E3 ubiquitin ligase 3L (gene DTX3L). Bases 274 to 2340 code for a protein of 688 amino acids. The transcript is spliced from 6 exons. Lineage: Eukaryota; Metazoa; Chordata; Mammalia; Chiroptera; Phyllostomidae. The record is from RefSeq and is a predicted model, not a curated record. Gene Ontology annotation, biological process: protein ubiquitination; Notch signaling pathway.
GGAAGAACUCGGGCGGCGGGGAAUGCACCGUCCGACCCCUGGGUGCCAGCGCCCCGGACACCUUCAAGGUGGAGUUCUUGGACAGGGCAGGGGUACAGGAACCUAGGCCUCUGGCUGCCAAGAGACGCAGCCACGGUGGCAGACAGAGCCCAGAGUUGCCCAGUCGGCGAUGUAGCCUGACUGCGCCUUGACGUGGACACCUUUCCAGCAUCCAAGUCCCAGCUCAUCUUUCUCAGAUCUCAGAAGAGCAACCUUCUCCUGCCCCCACCCCAGAUGCCUGUCACCCUUUGCCAUUUAGCCAAGGAGAGAGUGUUGAAAAAAGAAGCGCACCAGAUUUGGGUUGACCACAAACCUGUGACUAUUUUCCUGGAACCCACCAAAAAUCCAAUAGAGGAGAAUAUGAGACCUGGAAUGUCUCAAGUGCAAACAGCAUCACAAGAAGGGGAGAGGUCUGGUGAGAAGCAUCCAGGUGAAGAACAUAUUCCUAAUGCUGUGGAUUCCUGUGUCCAAAAUAUCUUCCUUACUGUCACGGCUGAACUGAACUGUAACCUGUUCUCUAAAGAGCAGAGGGAGUGCAUAACUACUCUCUGCCCCAAUGUCGCAAAAAUGGAGGGCUACAAUGGAGUUGAGAGAGUGUGUGGUACCUUCCAAGAUAUUGAAAAAAUACAUGGCUUCUUGAGUGAGCAGCUUGUAAAAAGCGAGCGGAAUCCUGAAUCAUCGCCUUUGACAACAGAGUGGGAGCCACUCCAGGAAGGCCAGAACAGCUGUGGUUCUCCCUCUGAACCAAAAACCAAGUCAGAAGGAAAAAGCAACUGCUAUGAAGUUCCCUUAUUUCUCUUUGAGUACUUCCAAUAUACCCAUCCUGGAAAAAUGGACUCAGUAGAGAAAAGAUUUGGUAUAAAAAUAAAAAGUCAUGAGAGUUCUCCUGAUAUGGUCUCUUUCGAUUUCACCCCAAGUCAAUCAGGUGACAUCAAAUCAGCUCAAGAGUCUUUUAUCCACGAGUUUCAGCAGAGCAUAGGAACUAUGAAGAAGGAAUGUGUUGUAUUGGCUGACAGUAAGCAGGCAAGUAAAAUCAAACAGAAACUGAGUCACCAGUUUCGAAAGCUUUAUAUGAAGGAGAAUGGAGGAGAAUUAAUUCUUAUGGGUACCCAUGAUGACGUUUCAGCUGCCACACAUUUUAUUGCCUCCCAAACCUCUGAAAGUCCUGUCGAGGCUUCUGUGAACAUAUUGAUUCUAAGUACGAGGAACGUAAUCGAGGUUGACACGGCACACUACAAGCUUUUAGAAGCUGCAUUACUGCAGGAGGUAUCAGAGAUAGAACAAAAGUACAGCACUCAAAGAAAGGUUUGGGAAGAAGGUCAGAAAACCUGCAUUGUAUUUGAACCUAAGGACAAGAAGUUAGAUCUGUCUGUGCACGCUCGCGCAAGUUUCAUUGAUGCCUAUCAACAUGUCUCAUGUCAGCUGAUGAGAGAAGUUCUUCCAUUGAAAUCUUUGGGCAAGGAGAGAAAGAACUUAUAUGGGACCAAGUUCAUUGGUGACCUUAGAAAUAGGCAUCCAGGUGUAUGUGUUGUGUUAAAUCAAGAGUCAAUGACCUUUAUUGGGUUGCCGAAUCAUCUUGCAAAGGCAAAGCAGUAUGUCUUACAAACAGGGGGAAUGUCCCCGUUAGCUGGACAGAAACAGAAUGAGGAUCGUGAAACACCCAUGGACGUUGAUGGGAAUGGUUCAGAAACAGCUUCACCAACAUCCCAGCGCUCUGCCAGUUCUCAGGCGUCAGGAGUGAACAAGGAAGAGGUCAUAUGUGUCAUCUGUAUGGAGCCCAUUAGAAACAAGCUAGUGCUCCCAAAGUGCAAGCACGAAUUCUGCGCCCCCUGUAUCAACAAAGCCAUGACAUAUAAACCAGUCUGUCCCAUGUGCCAGGAUCCCUGUGGUGUCCAGAAAGGGAAUCAGCCGGAGGGAAGCAUGACUUUCCAAGUCCAAAAAUACUCACUCCCAGGCUAUGAAUCCUGUGGCUCCAUUGUGAUUAAUUAUGAUAUGAAAGGAGGCAUACAAACAGAAGAGCACCCAAACCCAGGAAAGCCAUAUGCUGGAACAUGGCGCACUGCAUACUUGCCUGAUAACAAGGAAGGACGGGAGGUUUUGAAACUGCUUCAGAAAGCCUUUAAACAAAAGCUAAUUUUCACAGUGGGAGAGUCUCGAGUUACAGGACUCUCCAAUGUCAUUACAUGGAAUGAUAUCCACCAUAAAACGUCCAUGUCUGGGGGACCGGAAAGAUAUGGCUACCCUGAUCCUAAUUACCUGAAACGCGUCAAACAGGAGCUGAAAAAUAAAGGAAUUCAGUAAGAAGACUGCCGGAAGGAUGUCUUGAGCCAAGCUUUCAAAAGACACAGUUGAAGGAGCAGAGUAAAUAUCCUUAUGUAGAAAGACCUUUUACAAAUGUUCAUCUCAAGGGUUCGUGGAAGAGUAAGAAUCUGUUAUGUUGUUUUUGGAGUGCUACUUUUUAUGGAAGACAAAGCCCCCGAUAUCUGUGUGACUUUUGCUGCAGGGGUGAUAUGCCUCAUUCUUGGGUCAUUGUUGCAGGGCAGAGAGGAUGGAGUGUUGUGGACCUAAAGUCAUCAUCUGUGCUCUGCAGUUGAAACACCAGCUGCCAGUGGGUCCUCUUUGGACCGCCAUCUCCGGGGUGGUCCCUUAGUUUUUUGUUGGUUGAUUUGCCCUUUAAAUACUGUGAAAGUGAAAUCCUAGUGCAAAUGGGGGAAGUAGGGAGGCUUUGGUUAUGAAAAAAUUAAGACACAUGUUCCCCUCUUUUGUGGCCAGAAGAGUGACUGGGAGCAGAGAUCGGGCAACCUUUGGUGAUAAAGCACAUAAGGCUAUUAUUUUUCAUGACACAGGGCCUGGUAUACAGUUGGUACUUAACAAAUUUUUGCUACCAGACUUAGGUGGCUAAUACCACAGCAGAGGAAUAUAUGUUCCCCAAAUCUUUAUCAGAGGCAGGAGUAAGGAAGCCAUUUCUGGAGUCCUCACCACUGAUUUGGAAAACGGGGUUUCUUAUCUGGUUAUCUACACUGCAGCCUCUCUCCAAAAAUGAUGAAUGAGGUGUCUUUUUCUUUCCUUAAACAUACGCACACACACAUACAUAUAUAUUUGGUCAGAGGGCAACAGCUAAUAUUUACUGUGGACUUAUUUUGUCCCCUUUAUAAGAUCUUCACAUUCGUGUGAUUGAUACGAGUAGGACUCCAUUUUAUAACUGAGAAAGCUGAUGUACAGAGGACACCUUGGCGAAGGUCACCCAGUUAACAAGCAGAAGUGCUAGGAUUUAAUGGAGAUAGCCUGGCCUCAAGGCUUCUGUACCCCAGAGCUUCUCCUCCACAAAGCCGGCCUAGGCGUUCCCUGGGCUUCUCUCACAGCAAAUUUCCUCUGAAGAAGUCUUAUUUGAAGAACUUAAAAACCCAGAAUCUUUUCCUUCGACUGGAGAGUUGAGGAAGCUUAAACUAAAUCAUAGCCCCCCCUUUUUUUAAAAAAAAUCAGAUGAUACAUUUAAAUUUUGGUGAUUCAUUAAAGUCUUUACCAUUAUGAUUAGUUGUUUUGUAUCUACUAAGCUUUAGCUAAAUUUGCUUCAAAUAAACUCCAGUUUGGUUCCUGCUCCUUGAUUACAGUGCCAAGUGUGCACAGGCAGUUCGGUGGUGUGAGCGGUUGGGAAGCCUUUGGAUUGCUGCUUUUGCUCUGCAGAAGGUAUUAUCACAUGUAUCUGCUUUCAAUAAAGUUAUUUCCGCAUUAGGA